ACACCUCUUACCUAAAAUAAGAAAGAAAACUAGAACCUAAAAACCAGCGACGCCGAGCGGAUCUACAGCCACCUUGGUCACCGGCGGCGAUGGCGAGUUCCAAGUCCGGCAUCCCUAUCAAGGCAGAACAAGAUUCGGAUGGCUCGGCACAAAGCACAGCUGAUAUGACGGCUUUUGUGCAAAACCUUCUUAUGCAGAUGCAAACCAGGUUCCAAGCUAUGUCGGAGAACAUCAUUUCAAAGAUAGAUGAAAUGGGUGCGAGAAUUGAUGAAUUGGAACAGAGCCUCAAUGACCUCAAGGCUGAGAUAGGCGGUGAAGGCAUGUCGACGCCAUCUAAGAUGAAGGAAGAGUCAAGACCUUCAGACAGCUCCGCAUGAGUGCAGCAGAAGCAGCAUGACUCGUUUCAGAGGCCGUUGCUGUGUCUUGGGCGUUCAUCACUAACAAAUACGUACCUGUUUUAAGGUCUCAUUUGAGCAAGAGAUUGUAACCCGUGCUACUUGUGUUUUGCUGAAUGGUUUGCCAUAAAUUGUACCCGUCUUCGUUCUGUGUAGACCUACCCGUGGUUAUGCGCUGAGCAUGUAGUGACAGCUGCUAGAAUGCUAGCACCCCAAUUACUAAGAAUUCGGGAUUCGCAAGCAUAAUUUACUUUGCUUCUGUGUUAGUUUUAUCA
Zea mays is the source of this 670-nucleotide messenger RNA. Its product is annotated as heat shock factor-binding protein 1. Gene Ontology annotation, cellular component: nucleus; cytosol. The transcript is spliced from 5 exons. NCBI's taxonomy places the organism in Eukaryota, Viridiplantae, Streptophyta, Magnoliopsida, Poales, Poaceae. Gene Ontology annotation, molecular function: transcription corepressor activity. Bases 90 to 377 code for a protein of 95 amino acids. Gene Ontology annotation, biological process: cellular heat acclimation. The record is from RefSeq and is marked validated.